CGAAGCCCAAUUUUAAUAAUAGACCCGCCCUGCAUUCUCAAGAACCAAAAAGAUUGAGCACUGAUCAGGGUAGCUGAAACACUAGAAGAUCAUGGGUGAGUUGCAUGACGACAUGGAUGGGUUUCAUCACAAUAGGCCCUGCUUCUUCAAGCUCAUCUUGCAUGGCCACAACACUGAGCACUUGCGAAUCCCACCAAAAUUCGUGAAGCGUUUACCGAAAGACUUGCCUGGUCAAGCAAUUCUUAGGGAUUCCUCUGGUGAUGAGUGGCGCGUUAAUUUGUGCCAGAAUGCGGAAGGCAUAUUUUUGCAAGAUGGUUGGAAGCAGUACUGUACAGAGCACUCCUUGGGGGACAAUGAGUUCUUGCUUUUCAAGUAUAAUGGAGAAUGGUGUUUUGAUGUACUCAUUUUUGGGAAAGAUGGAUGUGAGAGAGUUUAUGUUUCUCUUAUCAAGAGAAGAAGGGGUAGACCAAGAAAAACCUCUCUUCCUUCACUUCUCCAUGUGUCUAAGACUAUCAAAGACAGUCCAGAUAAAGGGACGAAAAGAAAGGUCGUGACAAAUAACACAGACCUGCCUUUUGGGGAAAAUAAGUUACAGAGGAAAUGCUACUCUUCGAGACCAAUGGCCGAGUCUUUUACCUCUGACUUUCCUUACUUCAAGACCUGCAUGACAAAAACUAAUGUGGGGAGGGUGUCCCUACUGAGGAUACCAGAAAAUUUUGUCAAGAAAUUCAGGCAAGAGCUUUCUGCUGUUGCUAGACUCAGUGUUCCCGACGGUCACGUUUGGCAAGUAGGAUUGAAGAAGGUUGAGAAUGGUGUUUGGUUUCAAGAUGGGUGGCAGGAAUUUGUUGAAUGUUACUCUAUCCGCGUUGGGUACUUACUAGUGUUCAGAUAUGAAGGGAAUUCGGGUUUCUUUGUUCAUAUAUUUAAUUUGACGAAUUCUGAGAUAAACUAUCACUCCAAUUCUCUGAGUAACGUUCAAGGGCUCAAUUAUGGCAAUCAGUAUAAUGUGUUUGAAGAAAUGGAAGAGGACGACUCUGCACAAAUCUUGGGUCCCUCGCCUUCAUGCCUCACUACUGGGCCUUUGAAAAACAAGCUUUUUGGUGGAUGUGGAGAUCAAUUGACACCUAGUAAAAGUUACACUCCUUCACUGCAGAAUUUGUUCAAUGGGUCUCAACUUAAGAAUUCAUUUAAUUGGGAUGGUGAAGGUAACCUGCAUCCAUUCAAGGGUGUUAAUAAAUCACCAGGAGAAAUUCAACCCUCUAGAGAUAUAGGUGUUCAGUUUAAUGCAGUUGAGUUUAAAAAGUCUUUGGAUGAUGGGAAAUUGCGAAAUCCAGGUCAAGAAAUUCAAACAAUUAAAAAAACCAUGAGAAAAAAGCGGAAACCUGAUCCUAAUGAGCUCGAGUCAUCCGCUCAACAUGAAGAGGAAGUAGAAAUGCGGUUUAGAUUUUAUGAAAGUGCUUCUGCAAGAAAAAGAACAGUGACAGCGGAGGAACGAGAAAGGGCUAUUAAUGCAGCCAAAGCAUUUGAGCCGACUAAUCCUUUCUGCAGGGUUGUCCUGCGACCAUCAUAUUUGUAUAGGGGUUGUAUAAUGUAUCUGCCAUCCUGUUUUGCUGAAAAGUAUCUAAGUGGGGUUUCAGGAUUCAUCAAACUUCAGACUCCUGAUGGGAGACAGUGGCCUGCCCGAUGCCUUUACAGAGGAGGUAGAGCCAAAUUAAGCCAGGGAUGGUAUGAAUUUUCAUUGGAGAAUAAUUUGGGGGAAGGAGAUGUUUGUGUCUUUGAGCAGAUGAAGAUGAGGGAUAUCGUGUUAAAAGUUACCGUAUUUCGUGUCGCUGAAGAUACGGGACAUGUGGUGAACCAACCAUUACAGCAAGUCAGCCCAACAAAACUAAUUAGAAAUUAAUUGCCGGUAAUUUUCAGAUUUCUAAACUGUAUCAAGUGACUUUUGUCUUCUUGGUGGCAUGUCAUUGAUCUUAUUUCCUCAUGUGGAGUUUCGUUGCCAUUGAGUGUCCAUAAACUUUCCAAGAUGACUUGGUGGAAAUUCUAGUUUUUAGGAAUUUGAACACAAAUCUUAUGCCUUGACUAAGGUUGUAAAUAGAUUGUGCAAUCUAGUUUUUAUCGAACUGGGCCAGAAUUGUGCAUCCUACUCAUCCCCUUCCCUCCCCUCUCUUAAGAUUUGGCGUUUUCAGCUCGAAGUACUAUUUUAUUGCUCCAAUUACAUACUAAUUGCUGACUUUGUUGUGUGUA
Messenger RNA from Corylus avellana, 2244 nucleotides. Lineage: Eukaryota; Viridiplantae; Streptophyta; Magnoliopsida; Fagales; Betulaceae. The record is from RefSeq and is a predicted model, not a curated record.